GUUAAGGGCGAAUGCAAGCGUGGAGAGGAAUGUCCUUACAGGCAUGAGAAACCCACUGAUCCGGAUGAUCCUUUGUCGGAUCAAAAUAUUCGUGAUCGUUUCUACGGAACGAAAGAUCCGGUAGCCGAGAAACUGUUGAAUCGGGCCAAAGCCUUGCCUAUUCUAAAACCUCCUGAAGACAGAACCAUAACAACGCUGUACGUUGGACGCCGAAUCACGAUUCGUUGGGGCCGACCUCAAUCUCAACAGAGUAUCAUUGGUCAGCUUGCAGAAGGUGUUCAGCAAUUUGAACCCGUUCCUGGCAUUCCUGCAGCGCUUCCUGCAUUUGACUUUUUCAAUUUGGUCGAUAUUCCAGAAGCGAAAAGACAGAAGACGGAUAACGGCCCAUCUACAUUAGGCACUAGGCAAAGUUUUCCUGUUGGCAUUGCAACACCUCAUGCUGUUCCGUGCGUGAGUCAAAUUCCUCCUCCCCUCAGACCCCCUACAGGACUUCCUCCUCUGGCACCACCACCAGGCGAUUCCAAGAUUGAUACUAACGAAGAGGUCGUUCCGAAGCCAGUGAAUUUUGAGUUUCCGAAGCUGAAGAGCGGAACAGCUGAAGACGUGGCGUUUGCUGUUGGAGCAAAGUUGAAGCUCACGUUCGCUGGAGCUGGGCUUUGCCCGAAAUGGAAGCCAGAGGAAGAAACUGAAAUUAAACAUGUGACGAUAAUCAUGGACAAAGCGGCAGCCCCAAAGGAAAACAGUGGAGAUGAAAUAGAACCGGAGAGUGAACUUGUAGUCUGUGCACCAAAACUGAACCCCCCAAAGGUGCUAACAUUUGACGGAGCAGAAAUGAUAGGCGGUAGCGUGGAAGUACUUUGA
Molecule: messenger RNA, 861 nt
Organism: Soboliphyme baturini
Lineage: Eukaryota; Metazoa; Nematoda; Enoplea; Dioctophymatida; Soboliphymatidae
Source: the annotation of a GenBank genome assembly